Vespa mandarinia (Asian giant hornet) is the source of this 980-nucleotide messenger RNA. It is a transcript of the gene Hus1-like, whose product is annotated as Hus1-like checkpoint clamp component. Gene Ontology annotation, biological process: mitotic DNA replication checkpoint signaling; telomere maintenance; mitotic intra-S DNA damage checkpoint signaling. The record is from RefSeq and is a predicted model, not a curated record. Gene Ontology annotation, cellular component: site of double-strand break; nucleolus; checkpoint clamp complex. NCBI's taxonomy places the organism in Eukaryota, Metazoa, Arthropoda, Insecta, Hymenoptera, Vespidae.
UACCGACGAGAAUAUAUAAACAAUAUCUCUCUUUCUGUUAUAUGUUAUUGAUUAAGUUAUAUUAGAAUAUAAAAUUGUACAGCUUAAGAAGAUGAAAUUUAGAUGCAGAAUGAUAGACCUUACAGCUAUGCGAGAUUUUACUAAUAUUGUCACUAUCAUUUCAAAGAUAUCAAAACAAUGUAUCUUACGAUUAACUAUGGACGAAAUUUCUUUCAAUAUCGGUUAUGAUAAUAUACCCGUUUUAUGGGCAGAAUUAUCUCAAAGUCAUUUUUUUACUGAAUAUAUCAUGAGUGGCGUUUCUGAAGAACAAAAUGAAAUUUAUUUAGAAUUUGAAUCGUCAAUGCUCGCUAGGAGUUUAAGUUCUCUUCGUUUACAGUCAAAGAGUGUAAAAAUUAAAUUAACAAAUAAACUACAACCUUGUCUAACGUUUGAAAUUGAAUUAUCAUCUUCGAACGUGGAAUCAAGACAAUGUGUUCACGAUGUGCCAGUAAGAGUUGUGCCACGAAAAGAAUGGACUGCUUACAAAGUUCCUGAUAUACCAGAAUUUGAUAUAUCCAUAGAUAUGCCACAACUUAAAUAUUUACGUAAUAUCGUAGAAAGAAUGAAAAACAUGAGUUCACAUUUAACAUUAACAGCCGAUAAAACUGGUAUGUUCAUAUUAAGAGUAGAAACCGAUAGUGCGAAUGUGUCGACACACUUUCAAGGAUUACAGGUUUGGUCUAGUGGUCAAACUGAAGACAAUUUUGCAAUAUCUGCUACGAUAGAUGUGAAAAAAUUGUUAACCUUUUUAUCUUGGGACAUUGUUCAUCCCAAUUCCGUAAGAUGUAAUAUAUUGGAAAAUAAAAUAGUGAAUUUAUUUUUAGAUUUAGCAGGAUAUUUGAAAGUUCGCUAUUUUGUUCCUGCGAUUGCGAUAUAAAAAUUAAUUAAUUAAAUUAUAUAAGGUAUGAAAUAAAAAGUAUAUUUAUUUUACUUUUUUUUUU